Drosophila ficusphila is the source of this 1073-nucleotide messenger RNA. RefSeq names its product SPRY domain-containing SOCS box protein 3 (gene SP555). Lineage: Eukaryota; Metazoa; Arthropoda; Insecta; Diptera; Drosophilidae. The transcript is spliced from 3 exons. Gene Ontology annotation, biological process: proteasome-mediated ubiquitin-dependent protein catabolic process. The coding region runs from base 1 to 903 and encodes 300 amino acids. The record is from RefSeq and is a predicted model, not a curated record. Gene Ontology annotation, cellular component: SCF ubiquitin ligase complex. Gene Ontology annotation, molecular function: protein binding.
AUGUCGGAUGUGGAGGUGGAUACACAGCAGCAGGGCCACCCCCAUCCCGUGGCGGCCAUAACCCCGAGGAGGCGUAGAGGUCGCCGAGGAGGAGGCGGAGGAGGAGCAGGUUGCCUGGCCAUGCAGUCCGCCUCGCAGGAUGCCACAUCGCCAUCGUCGCCGCCGCCUCGCUUUUGCCCGCUGGUCGAGGGCGUCGAGGACAAUUGGACGUGGAGCAAAAGGCACCGCUCCAAGGAGGUGGUGCUCAGUGGACCCAACUCCCGAACUGUGCACUUUCACCCCAACUGGAGUAAAGGAACCGCUGGCGUUCAGGGCAAGCGAUCCCUGAACAAUGGUCGUUACUACUGGGAGCUGCACGUUUCGCAGCGAGUCUUUGGCACCUCGAUUAUGUUCGGGAUUGGCACAAAGUCAGCUCGACUCCAUGCGAAUGCCUUUAGGAACAUGCUGGGUGAGAAUGAGCACGGCUGGGGUCUGUCCCACAAGGGCGUGCUUUGGCACAAGGGCGUGGCCCUGCUCUACACGAAACGUUUUCGCGAAAACCAUCCCACCCAGAUUGGAGUGCUCUUCGAUGGCAUCGAGGGCACACUCACCUACUACAAGGACGGCAAGUGCCUGGGCGUCGCCUUCCGAGGAUUGGAUCAGAUUGAUGAGCCUUUGUACCCCAUUGUCUGCUCAACGGCGGCCAAAACGGAGAUGACAUUGAAGUGCACGCGGCGGGAGUUUGUCAACCUGCAGGAUCGCUGUCGAGCGGUCAUAAUGAGGAGGGUGCGUACUCCAUCGCAGCUGGAGAAGCUGAAGCUGCCGUUGCCCAUCAGCGAUUACCUGGGCGAGGUGAUCGACGAGAUGGAGCCCCUCCGUCAGGUGAAUCAGCUGGAGAUGGUUAUUAUGAAUUAUGAUUUGUGAGCGGCCCGUGAAUCGUUUUUGUGCCAUCUGGAAAACGGAGUGCACUUCGCGAUGCAGUGCCUCUGGGACAUGUAAAUUAAUCGAAGUAGUUGUAAAUUGUGCUUUGUAAACUAUAUUGUUAAGCAUCGGGAAAUAUCGAACGGGGAUAACCCGAUUUUCAGUUUUGUUUA